Molecule: messenger RNA, 2223 nt
Organism: Knipowitschia caucasica
Lineage: Eukaryota; Metazoa; Chordata; Actinopteri; Gobiiformes; Gobiidae
Source: the annotation of a GenBank genome assembly
AUGGCUCUGGUUCAGGCGUUCCCGGUGUCCGUCGCUGAGCUCUCUGCGGCAGCUCUCGAGGCACACCAGUCCCCCUCGGGGCCCUGCUCCACCACAGCUAUGGGCUCGGUCAGUAGCCUGAUCUCUGGCCGGACGUACCAGGAGAGACACUGCCGUGCGGCCAGUGACUUCUCUACCAAGCCGCGCCGCUCCACCCCGGCCACCAGCUGCUUCCGCCUCCCAGACAAUGGCACCAUGCGCAGUGGGAGCUCCUUGGAACAGCUGCUUGUCAUCUCCAACCACAACCAGCCUCAGUCUCAGCCACCUCCCCUGCCCACCAAGAAGCACCCGCGCCCUGGUAACAGUAGCAGGGCACCCUCAGGAGCACCCCCGGGGGCUACACAUGGGCUCUCCAAUGGGAAUUUUGCGUCCGGGGAUGAGGUGCUGGCAGGAGACUGGAAUGAUAACGUGGUGUUAGCGGUCACCAGUCCCGGCUCGGACUCAGAGGAGCAACAGGACCAGAGGACCAACGGAAACAUUGGAGGACCACCACCCAAACUCAUCCCUGUGUCUGGACAACUGGAGAAGAAUAUGGAGAAAGUGCUUAUUCGACCGACAGCGUUUAAACCUGUGGUCCCCAAGAACCGGCACUCAGUACAGUACCUGGCUCCUAGGCAAGGGGGCUCUAACUUGUCUGAGAGCCAGGCCAGUCUGAACUCUCUGAUGCCGUUGGGAGGCUCGUCCAACAUCAGCACCAAUGCUAACAUGCUGACCCCAGCUAACGUCGCUAACCCCACAUGCACGGCUGAAGACAAGUGCACCAGCACCCGCAACACCCGCAACAGUCAGUCCUGCUCCAUGUCAGACUCCGGCAGGAACUCUCUGUCCUCUCUGCCCACACACAGCAGCACAGGCUACAGCCUGGCCCCCAGUGAGGGCUCCGGCUCAGGCUCUGGGGGGCCCACGGAACAGGUGGGACUGACCAGGAACACUUCUGAAGGUGUAAACCAUGGACACUCAAACUCGGACAGCGGGCGCUCCUCCUCUAGUAAGAGCUCAGGCUCUGGGUCUGUGAGUGGGCGCGGGCAACCCCUCUCGGAUAGCGGCUCCUGUGGACACUCUCCUCCCCCAGUGGAGGGCUACGAGGCUGUGGUCAGAGAGCUGGAGGACAAACUGAGGGAGAGAGACUUGGAGUUACAGCAGCUUCGAGAAAACCUGGAUGAGAACGAAGCUGCCAUAUGCCAGGUGUAUGAAGAGAAGCAACGUCGCUGUGAGAGGGAGAUGGAAGAGCUGAGGCAGGGCUGUGCGUCCAAGAUGAAGCAGACUUCUCAGAAGGCUCAGAGGGCUCAGCAGGUCCUGCAGCUGCAGGUAUUCCAGCUGCAGCAGGAAAAGAAGAAGCUGCAGGAGGACUUCUCGGCUCUGCUCCAGGACAGAGAGACUCUGGAGAGACGCUGUGCCACCAUCCAGAGAGAGCAGACACAGCUGGGCCCGCGCCUCGAGGAGACCAAGUGGGAGGUGUGUCAGAAGUCUGGUGAGAUCUCCCUCCUGAAGCAGCAGCUGAAGGAGAUCCAGUCCGAGCUGAGCCAGAAAGCCGGGGACAUUGUGGUGCUGAAGGCCCAGCUGAGAGAAGCUCGCUCGGAGCUGCAGUCCAGCCAAGUCCGCACCCAGGAGACACAAACAGCCCUCCGCACGCGUGCCUUGGAGCUGGAAGUGUGCGAGAACGAGCUUCAGCGGCGUAAAAGCGAGGCCGAGCUGCUCCGUGAGAAGAUGGGCCGGCUGGAGGAGGAGUGCAAGCGCAAACGGGACGUCCUGAGUAGCCACAAGAGGGGCAGAGGUGGGCCCAGUCCCUCUGGGCCAUACCGCGAUGAGGAGGUUCCCCUUUUGUGGGGAGGGGAGAGUGACGAAGCCAAGGCGCAGAGGCAGAACGUGGAGGCUGUGCUGGGGCUUAGACAACAGGUGGAGAGGCUGAAGGCUGAGCUAAUGUAUGAGCGGCGCACUGGGGAAGAGCAGCUGUCGCACUUUGAGGAGGAGAGGAGGGUGUGGCAGGAGGAAAAGGAGAAGGUGAUCCGGUACCAGAAGCAGCUGCAACAGAAUUACAUCCAUAUGUACAGACGCAACCGGGACCUGGAGCGUGUGAUGCGAGAGCUGAGCUUGGAGCUGGACAACCGCGAUAUAGAUGACUACGAGGUGCGGAGUGGCAGCAACGACAUCCCCUAUGAGGAGAUCACUGCCACAGAGAUCUGA